Ictidomys tridecemlineatus (thirteen-lined ground squirrel) is the source of this 4975-nucleotide messenger RNA. NCBI's taxonomy places the organism in Eukaryota, Metazoa, Chordata, Mammalia, Rodentia, Sciuridae. The record is from RefSeq and is a predicted model, not a curated record.
GUGAACAGCCAGAACCUGCUGCUGCUGGGCGUGCUUGUCUUCAUGCUCGGGGUCCUGAGCGCCUUUGCGGGCGCAGUGAUCGACGGCGACACGGUGUCCCUGGUGGAACGCAAGUACUCCCAUUACUGCCUGCCCCCGCGCUCGCCGGCCGCGGCCCCCAGCCCCGCAGCCGCGGCCCCGGGUCCGGCCCCAGGAGCGCCGCGCUCCCGCAGCACCCUGGACAGCGCCACGUCUGCCAAGUGCCGCCAGCUGAAGGACUACCAGCGCGGCCUGGUGCUCUCUACCAUCUUCAACUCGCUCGAGUGUCUGCUGGGCCUGCUUAGCCUUCUGCUGGUCAAGAACUACAAGUCGUCGCAGGCCCGGAGGGGUCGGCGCGGCCGGCGGAGGGCAGGUCGGGCCCUGGCGCGGCCCCGUGGCAUCCCUGGGCUCCGUGCGCAGCCGCCAUCCUCCCGUGCGCGGCGGGGACGACGGGGUCGGCGGGGACGACGGCUGCAGCAGCGGCCGAGUGAGGCCUCCAUCCUGUCCCCUGAAGAGUCCGACUUUGCCGCCCCUGGGGACUGCGCGGGCUUCGCGGCUCACCACGCAGUGUCCUACAUUAACGUGGGCGUCUUCCACGCAUUCGACGAGGCGGGCGUGGAGGUGUGCUGCGGCGGACACCCAUCGGUGGAGCUGCCCGGGUACGCGCCCUCGGAUCCCGACCUCAACGCCUCCUACCCGUACUGUUGCCGACCGCCCUUCGAGGCGGCGCGCCCCUGGGAGCCGAGGCGGGCCUGCUGAACCCCAGGCUGGGUCCCAGCGCUCGCGCCUCCCGCAAGAGCCCAGGGGAGGGUCCCAAGCCAGGCCUCGAGGGCGUAACAGCUCCGUGACCACUGGACGGUCCUCUGAUGUUAUCGUUUCUGUGUCCAGGACGUUUCUCUUCUCUGUGUCGUUCGUAUCCGGAUUCCAUUUAAAGUUUACAAGAAAUGUUUUGGGUCGGCUCGCCAACUGCACUUCUCUUUGGCAUCGGUUCCCUGGGUGGCGCUGAGGUCCCAGGUCGAGGGGCAAGAACAGAGCGCGCAGCUAGCGUGAUUUCCUGUGAGGACCUAGGCUGAGCGACAGACAAAAGCCAAGGUCCUGUAGGAACUCAAGGAGGAGUGCCGUCUGGCAGCAAAACUGCGACCCCACGUGCCUGCUUCAGCCGACACUUUCUUACUGUAAAGCUCUCCAUAAACAGUGACUAUGUUUGGUAUAUUUAUUGCAAUUUGAAGUUGGUGAGUUCCUUUAUUAAAUUAAUUGCUAUGUUAUUGGAGAAUGUUCAUCAACUUGGAAUUAGAGGGUGUCUACACGUAAAUGAGCAUGGGGAGGAAGGGCAGAAUUGGGUCGGAUUCGUUAAGUUUGAACCUGUGUUCUGCCAGCUGGUCCUCUCUGUCCGCCCUGUCUCUGAGCUAACUCGCUGAGUGUGCAGACACUGACACCAGACCCUUUCAUUUCUGUUUUUGGAAACUGGCUGUGUGGUUUCUACUGCAAAGCAGUAGAAUUUAUUUUUGGUUAAUACAUAUGAACAAUCUAAUCCUAUUUUGGAGAAUCACAGUCAUAGUUUUUCUGCAAAGAUAAUUUUCCUGUAAACUCAUUACUCUGGUAAUUUUGAAUAUUAUAGCAUUUCAUCUAAAAUAUACCCCUUAAAUAGCCUUAAUGAAUGUGAAGGUCAUACUUUUAAACAACUAGGAUAUGUGUGUGUGUGUAUGUGUGUGUGUGUGUGUGUGUGUGUGUGUGUGUGCAUGUUUGCACACUGUGGAAUGAGCUUCAUAUGAUGGCGGAAUGUGUGUCCAUCCUUCUGGGGGGCUGGUUCCUAGUCUUGGAAAAAGGUUAUCCGACUUCCUUGUGCCUGGAAUCCUAGGGCCGAGCCAGGGAGUUGACUGAUCAGCUGGGAGCAGAGUCCCAGCCUGAUCCCCAAAGGUGUGUGUCCUCUGCAGAUGGGAGUGGAGGACAGUGUACUCUGCUGUGUGGGCACCAGCACAAAGCACUUGGAGUGAGGGGAGUCAGGGAGAUUGUGUAAUAUCUUCAUGGUGUGCAGUAGUCCACUCUGUGAAAAAGUUGGAAUUUAAGGAUGGUGUGUAGUUACUUGGUGCAGGCUCUGGGGUUGAACCUCUCCUCAGUCCUCAGGUGCCCUGCCCAGAGCUCCCCUGAACUCCUGGUGACCCAGCCCCCUGUCCCAUCUGGGAGCUUGCUGGGCUGCCCUGACCUGUUCCCACUCAGUGGGCUUAUUAUGGAGUGCAAGCCUGUCCCACUAAUGCUCAGACAGUUCCUGUGAGACGUGGGGUUCUUCUCAAGAGGUAACAAGUCCAGCGCUCACCUUGCUGUAUUGAAGCUGCCCCAGGAGUAGAAAUGACUUAUGGCCAUCUUACUGGGGUCCCACCUACAGGGCACUGCCCGUAUCAGGCUUUUGCUGUCUUGGGGGCAGUGGGAGCAAGAGGGUUCAGUCUGACUUGCUGGUCCUACUGCUGGUCUAUUAGGUCCCUCCUGCCCCAGGAUAAGUAGCCUUCUGACCAUUGGCCUAAGCAGAAAUGUCACAAGUGCAGCACAAAGUGACCUAAACCACCUCAUAUCUACUUAAUUCAAAUCCACAGGGCAGGUAUUUUCCUCUGGGAACAGAGGCUUCCUGAGGCAGCCAGGCCCCUCCACCUGCUGGGUGAGCACUGGGUGUUCCUGGGCAAACCAGUGGAUGUGAAAUCAGCCUCUACCCUUUGUUUUUCUGAGCUGUUUCGUUUUACACACUUUAUACAGCUCAAAAUGUCAAAUGCCUUAUGGAUCUUUUGCUAUCAGUUUGGUCUCUAAGGCUUCAGGCUUUCCUUGGGGUAAAACAGAAGGCCAAGGGUGGGGAAGGCAGGGCCUGUGGCCAGGGGCUGACACAGAAGGGAAUCAGGUGUGUCCUGGGGUAGCAGGGGAACCUGGGGUGCAGGAGGGAGGGGAUUUCCCCAGCCUCAGGUGAGCUAGCCUCUUCCCAACCACCAGCACACCAGGUGGCGGUUUAAGACUGAGCUUCCCAAUUCCAGAUGCAGUAAGUUUCACUUUUACAGAGUUGGAUAGGAGAUGUGAAGUAUCGAGGUUUCAUUUUUAGGGUUAACUAGAGAAAACAGAAUCCCACUCUCUGUAAACUCAGAUUGUCACAAAGAUGAGCUCUCAGGGAAGGAGUGGAGGGUAUGGAAGCCACUUGUCUCCUGAUUAGAUUAACUUCCUGUUGCCCCUCCACACUCGACUCCUGGCCAUAGGUUUUACACAUGUUCAUUCUGCUUUUCUGGAAUGUUCAGUUAGCCACUCAGAAGUGAAUUGUGCUACCUAGAAAAUAAGGUCAGCUUUUGACCUUUCUUCUAUUGAGUCUUAUUCUGCUUCCUGCCAGGAGUUUAUUAGGAUGAUGAGAUGCCAAAAUUAAACAAACACAUUCUAGCAUCUUUUAGGAGGCUGAAGGUGGAGGUUGUAAGUUAUUAUUUUAUGGUAAAGAUGUGAUUUGGUUCAGCAGGAGUUCAUUGUGAAUAUGGCUGGGGUUUAGUUUAAAGGGAUUCUUCAUGAUGCUGUGUACCAAGUUGGGCAGUGAAGUCGCCUGACAAGUUGUGUUUUCUUAGGCUCAACAAACCUUCAGAUAUCUGGGUUUUCAUGCCCUUCCAUGGUCAGAGGGGGCAGGCAGGUGGGUUUUUCUUCCCUGGGUGCCUUUAACCUGAGCCACAAAACUGAGCUUUUGACUGAAAAUUCAAUUAAACAAUCAUUUAAUUUGAAAAAUUAGUCAGAUGGUUGAUUGUUGUGAAUUUCAAAGACUUACGACUGAGGCUGGACCCCUGGCCAGGUCUUUGAUGCAGUGCAGGAGCAACUGCGAGCAAACACACACACACAUGCACGCGUGUGCCUACCACCACCAGCACAUGUGCUCGUGCACAUCCUCGUGCGCAGCACAGAUGCACACAAAGACACAUGCACAUAGACACACAGGCACACAGAAUGAGCACAUGUGUGUGCACACACAUGGUCUUCUGGGCAGUGUCUGAGAGCCAGGCCAGCAGCUCUGCCAGGGGAACCCAAGUGGAACCCACUCAGGGCAUGUAAGCUGACCUUGCUGCUCUGUGGCUUCACAUGCAGGAUGAGCCUAAGGGGAGCCACUCCAGGGCCCCAGCAGUUGUUGAGCUACUGGCCAUAUCUGGAGGGGCAGGCAAGUGGGGCUGGGCAGGGAGGGUGGGAGGUGGGGGCAGGCAGGUGGAAAACUCCCAUCUGUGUCAGUACAGCUCAGUGAUUCAUGGCAGCAGGUAUGUUGGGGUCCAGGUAAGAAGAAGGCUGCCAGGCUGUAUCCCAGACUCUCUGCAGGUGUGCCACUGGGACAUUGCUAGGACUCUGGUGCUGACCCACUCUGCACCUACUUCCAUCCUCCAAGGGCCUGGCACCUAUGCGAGUGGGCAAAGGUGACGGUCCUGUAGUGCCCUCCAGGUCAGGAUCACUCCAAUAUAUGUUUUCUCACUGAGAUAGGAAAGUAGGGAAUGGUAGAGACCUGAGAAAGUGAGCUCUGCCACUGAGCAGGCACCAACCACGUGUAGACCUGUGUCCCUUCCUCUUGUCUGAGAUAGACACAGCAACCUGAUGUGAACAGGUUUAAUUUCCUGUUGACUCAGUGUCUUGGCCUAAUUUGCUGUCUUGUAGUACUGUAACCAACAGAAAAAAACACCAACAAAAUGGAAAACAAAAUUUAAAUUAGUAAAAUAGAGCACACCAAUCUUGUGCCUCUGCUUGAACCCUCCUGAGCAGUCCUUGGGUGACAGGAGGAGCCUGGUGGUCCUGCAGCAGACUUGCUCCUGACAGUGGUCUGUGAGCCUCUGCCUUUUGAGGCACUAGAGGAACCCUCUUACAUGCAGCUUCCCCGGAGAGUCCCUGAUUGAUGCACAUUUCGCCUUUUUGUCAGCCUUUGGUCCUCAACGGAACGUCACUGUCAGACCAAUAAAAUGUUUUGAAAACAUAG